Messenger RNA from Gadus macrocephalus (Pacific cod), 1437 nucleotides. Its product is annotated as beta-1,3-galactosyltransferase 2-like. Gene Ontology annotation, molecular function: N-acetyl-beta-D-glucosaminide beta-(1,3)-galactosyltransferase activity. Bases 86 to 1174 code for a protein of 362 amino acids. Lineage: Eukaryota; Metazoa; Chordata; Actinopteri; Gadiformes; Gadidae. Gene Ontology annotation, cellular component: membrane. The transcript has 2 exons. The record is from RefSeq and is a predicted model, not a curated record.
UAGGUCCACCUCCCGUGGCAGGUAGGGCCAGCAAUGGGAAAGCGCGUUGAGUGCAAUAGAGACGAUUUGUAGACUUACCUGAGAGAUGAAGGACUCUCCGGGGGCGAUGGAGUUGGCAGGUGCAGUGAUGGAGAUUCACACCCAUCAAAGGCCACCUAUUUUAAGGUCAACAUUCAAGGGGCUCCUCUUACUUUCUGUGAUACUGAUUUCAAUCAGCUACCUGUCUGUAUACAAAGACCAUUUGUCAGAUUAUCUGCAGAGCAACACGUCUUUGAAACAAAGAAACCCGAUUUAUAGAGCCCCUCUUCCUCUGGAGCAUCCACAUCGAGCCUUCCUCCAGCACCACCUAGCUUUUCCGAGGAACUACCAUUUCAUCCUGGAUGACACCGACGUGUGUAGGUCCAACACUCCUUUCCUGGUUCUCGUUGUUCCGGUGGCCCCCGGGAAUAGGAAAGCUCGGGAUGCUAUUCGGAAAACGUGGGGCACCGAGACCCUUGUUCAGGGGGAGCUGAUCCAGACUGUCUUCCUCCUGGGUCUCCCCAGUAGAGGAAACAUCACAAAGCAGCAGGAGCACGUCAGCAUGGAGAACCUUCAGUACCACGACCUGAUCCAGAGCGACUUCACAGACAGUUACAACAAUCUGACUAUAAAGACCAUGGUGAUUAUGGACUGGCUGGCCACGCGGUGCUCAAAGGUGUCCUAUGCCAUGAAGAUUGACUCAGAUAUGUUCCUUAAUGUGGAGAAUCUGGUGAGCAUGCUAAAGUCACCAGGCAUCCCCAAGGAGUUAUACCUGACAGGAAUGCUGAUGUGGGAUAGGCCUGUCAUUCGCGAUCAGUCCUCUAAAUGGUAUGUUCCUAUGGAGAUGUACCCUGACCCUCAUUAUCCAACCUACACCCUUGGCAUGGGCUACCUCUUCUCCAUUGAUCUGACAAGCACGUUUGUGGAGGUCUCCAAAAGCAUUGAACCCUUCAAUAUUGAAGAUGCCUACAUUGGAAUGUGUAUGAAAAAGUUAGGACUCAGUCCCACUCAGCCCCCACAUCCAGACCAAUUUAGAGCUUACCUCGGUAAAUACAAUCGCUGUACCUUCUCUAAGAUCAUCACGUACAUUCUCGGCUCUUCUGAACAGCUGGUGACUUUCUGGACAGACUUAAAAAAGCCUGGCCCACCAUGUUAGCCCUUUUACAUAUACUGUAUAUGCCCAUUUCAUGGAUAACAUGAAGUUGAAUUGCCAAAGAAUUGCUAGAUAAUGUAACCCAUUUGUGUUAAUAUUAUUUUGGGAGUAUUUAUAUUGUUAUCCUUAUUGAAUUUCAUUAUUUUUUCAGUUGUGUUUUUAGCUGCUGACGAAUAUUGAAGCCCAAACUGAAUUCCUCAACGCAGAUAUUGUGUGUGUCACCGUCUGUCUGAAGCAACCCAAAUAUAUUAAAUGUGUCUUAAACA